GGAGCCGCUGUGCUGCAGGGGGGGAGCUCUCGGAGCCGGAGACGAGCUAUGGCCGUGGGUUAAACCAGCUCCUUCCAUACCAAACAAACCGACUGUUAAACCUGGCUCUUUGUUUUGAGGAGGUAAAGUCCUGUUCGUGUUCAGGUUUUACGAGAAUGACUGUGUUUUGUAUGUUUAGCCUGUCAGGCUACACGUCUAGGCUAGCGAGCUAGAUUAGCUAGGUAGCUAAGUAGCGGAGCUGCUGGUUGUCUGCCGUUAUUUAUUCGUUCAUAUCCGGUAAAACCCAGAAUGAGUGAAGGUGAGAGUGCGGGUUCUGCACCUGCCGCUGGUCCAGAAGGUCCGAGCUCUCUCGGCGGCGAGAACAGCGGCGUGGUGAGUCUGAGCGCCGACACUGUUUACUCGUACCACGACGCAGAAGAUCCAGGCGAGGAGAGCGACGCUGUGGAGGCGCCGGAGCCGCGGGAGAGCGCCGCGAGCCCCGCAGAAGCCAACGAGGACGAAGCGCUGAGCGGCGAGAACGCGCCCAAGAAGUGCGUGUACGACGGCUGCACGGAGACCACCAAGCAGGUGGCCAAGCAGAGGAAGCCGUGGAUGUGUAAAAAGCACCGCAACAAGAUGUACAAGGACAAGUACAAGAAGAAGAAGAGCGACCAGGCCAUGUCAUCCGGGAAAAUGGAGGAGGGCUCAGAGGAGAGGCCAGUUUCUGUGACUAAACAGCGGCUUGGAACCAUGGGAGAACGUCCUGCGAGACCUUCCCUAAUAGAGCAAGUUUUAAACCAAAAGAGACUGUCUCUCUUGCGGAGCCCAGAGGUCAUCAGUUUCCUCCAGCAGCAGCAGCGCCUCCUGACCACCCAGGCUCGAGCUCAGAGUCAGGACUACUGACCAGUCUUGCUGCGUGUCCAGCACUACUGACUGCACUACUGACUUGGGUUCAAAUAACCAGACUAUUACAAGCAUUUUGUAAAGAACUUAUUCGGCUUAAGGAAACAUGAAGAUUGUGAACCCAUUUGUUACAUCAGUGUCUGAUAAGAAGAACCUUCAGUGUCUCUGAAGACUCCAUGAUAUGAGGUGAAGAGAGAACUGAAGUAGUGAAGUCAUUAUCAUGACAAUCAUCAGUAGCAGAUCUACUGUAUAUAAUGCUUUUUUUAAACUAUCAGUGUUCUCUUUAUCACGAUUUUUUUAAUAAUGUUUUUAUUAUGCGUUUGUAUUUGUGUGUCAUUUUAAACUAGUUAUGUAAAUUAUUAGAAGGCAGCUACAUCAUAAAAUCAGUAGUCACUGGGCUUAAACAGACCCUAAAGGCUGGGUUCUCAGACUCAGAUUAAGGCUAAUCUUAGAGUAGAAUAAUUUCAAAAAGGGAUUCACCUUUGAAACUACAAUUUAGUCCAAGACUAGGCUUAGUCCAUGUCUGGGAGCCCAGCACUUAGGGUCUGUUUAAGCCUAGUCAUAGACUACACAGCAUUCUGAAUGGAGAUAGGAAAGUGUAGUUCAAGGGCCUCAUUUAUAAAACUAUACACUAUGUGGACAGAAGUAUUGGGACACCUACACGUUACACCAUUCUAAAUCCAUAGGCAUUAAUAUGGAGUUGGUCCCUCCUUUGCAGCUCUAACAGCUUCCACUCUUCUGGGAAGCUUCUACAAGAUGUUGGAGAGAGUCUGUGGGAAUUUCUGCCCAUUCAUCCAGAAGAGCAUUUGUAAGGUCAGACACUGAAGUUGGACGAGAGGGUCUGGCUCAAAAUCUGUUCUGCUUCAUCCAAAGGUGUGUGAUGGUCAGGGCUCUGUGAGGGCCAGUCAAGUUCUUCCACACCAAACUCACCCAGCCAGGCCUUUAUGGAGCUGCUUUGUGCACUGGGGCUCAGUCAUGCUGGAACAGAAAAGGUUCUUCCCCAAACUGUUCCCACAAAGUUGGAAGCAUAGAAUUGUCCAAAAUGUCUUGUUCUGCUGAAGCAUUAAGGUUUCCCUUCACUGGAACUGAGGGUUCUAGACCAACCCCUGAAAAACAGCCCCAUAUCAGCAUCCCUCCUCCACCAAACCCUACAGCUGGCACAGUGCAGUCAGGCAGGUAACGUUCUCCUGGCAUUCACCAAACCAAGACUCAUCCAUCAGACUGACAGAUAGAGAGGCGCUCCAGAGUUGCUGUGGUUCCUAAACUAAUGUGUAUAAAGGCAGGCUGCAUGGCUACGUGCUUGAAUUUAAACACCAGUGGCAACAGGACUGAAUGAAACACCUGAUUUCAAUGAUUAAGAGGUGUGUCCCAAUACUUUUGUCCAUAUAGUGUACUUGAAUUUCAUUGAAAAUUUGUUCUUAAAGAGGAAUUCCCUACAUUUUUAAAUAAUGGUGCAUGGUGACGUGACCCAGUUCAGUGUAGAGAAACUUGCCAACUCAGAUUUCUUUACACUGGUGGUGGUGAUGAACAGUAGCAGGGUCACAAUGUCCACAACACAAAUAUAGCCAUUUUAUUUAUUUUCCAAAACCACCAGUGAACCUAAAUCUUCUAAGUUUUAUACGCAAUGUUAAUGAUGGUAAAAUAGUGGAAAAUAUGGAACACUAAGUGUUCUUUGG
This is a messenger RNA of Colossoma macropomum (tambaqui), 2558 nucleotides long. RefSeq names its product regulatory factor X-associated protein. The coding region runs from base 289 to 882 and encodes 197 amino acids. The transcript is spliced from 3 exons. NCBI's taxonomy places the organism in Eukaryota, Metazoa, Chordata, Actinopteri, Characiformes, Serrasalmidae. Gene Ontology annotation, biological process: regulation of transcription by RNA polymerase II. The record is from RefSeq and is a predicted model, not a curated record. Gene Ontology annotation, cellular component: nucleus.